CCCUUUGGGCGUGCGCAGAGUCCAGGUCUAAAAGAGCUCAAACGUGGUAGCGCUCGAGCGCAUGCGCACACCUAGGCGUUGUCAACACAGUAGACACCACUGGGCGGAACCGAAGGAGACAGGCGCAAGGCAAUUGGAGUCCAUCCAGCGGCUGUGAGGGCGAUUUAGCUAUUCUGAAUCCAAUCGCUGGGCGAAAUUCUGGAAGACAGCCUCAGGUUUCAGCCCACUGGGGAAGGGGCAUGAAGAACCGGAUUGUUUUCCAGGUGAGGAGCAGAGGACACCUUAGACAACCCGUUCCAAGAGCUUGAGGUGCAGCCAGUCCCGUCCUCCAACCUUGCCCACUCUCAUCCCAAACUAGCUCUACAAAGCAGAGUUUCUGGUCUCUGUUUCAGCUAUGAAGGGAAUGAGGCGAAGAGAAGAUGAGUCACACAGUCCUUCAACUUCGGAGCCAAGACUAGACUCGGCUUUGCCCCACUCCCAAGCCAGGUUCUUUCCCCCGUUUUGCUGAUGCGGAUGCAGAGGGGAUGGCCUGUCCUUAGCAAAGACCAACCUUGACCCUGAACCUCCUGCGAUGGGCGGUCGGGACUACCCAUCCCCUCAUUGCCCGCCUACCCGGGAACUCCCGGGACCUGCUCCGGCAGCCUCUGGGAGGGGAGCAGGGCUACCCGCCCGCGUCAUCUGAUGCUGUUUCCUGCAGGAGGGAGAAGAGCGGAAAAAAGUGAAACUCCACCCUCCACCUCUGCCUCCCGCCCCCGGGGCCAAAGUACAAAGGGAGGAGGAAGAAGGGAACGGGGUUGGAGCCGUCGGGCUGAGGGAGCCGGGCUGGGAAGCGGCAGCUCGGCCCAACUGGGGACACUCCAGCCACCCCCUGCGCAAAAAGACCCAACCGGAGUCCAGGCGCUGCCCCUUGCUGGCCCCACCUUACACUUGGCGAGUGCCGGAGCCAGCCUCCCAGGACUGCUCCAGGACUGAGGGACUUUCGGGCCCCUCCGAGCUGGCCAUGGUGAGACGCCGGAGGCCCCGGGGUCCCACCCCCAGAGCCUGACCACACUGCCCUGGGUGGCCCUCUAGAAGCCCGAGAUGCGGGGGGCCGGGAGGCAAUACUCCUGGCUCCCCAGAGAGGUUUGGGUCUGGGGCUGAGGGCCAGGGCCCGGAUGCCCGGGUUCCGGGACUAGGGCCUUGGCAGCCAGCAGGGGUGGGGACCAGGGGCACCCAGGGAAGGUACCCCACUUGCCCCAGUAUUGGGUCCCAGCCAUGGAGCCCUUGAAGAACCUCUUUCUCAAGAGCCCGCUGGGGUCGUGGAACGGCAGCGGCAGUGGGGGCGGUGGGGGUGGCGGCGGAGGAGGCUGGCCAGAGGGGUCCCCGAAGACAGCGGCUUAUGCCAACCCUGUUUGGACAGCCCUGUUUGACUACGAACCCAGUGGGCAGGACGAACUGGCCCUGAGGAAGGGCGACCGUGUGGAGGUGCUGUCCCGGGAUGCAGCUAUCUCAGGCGAUGAGGGCUGGUGGGCGGGCCAGGUGGGCGGCCAGGUGGGCAUCUUUCCAUCCAACUAUGUGUCUCGGGGUGGUGGCCCGCCCCCCUGCGAGGUGGCCAGUUUCCAAGAGCUGCGGCUGGAGGAGGUGAUCGGCAUCGGUGGCUUCGGCAAGGUCUACCGCGGCAGCUGGCGAGGUGAACUGGUGGCUGUGAAGGCAGCUCGCCAGGACCCCGAUGAGGACAUCAGUGUGACAGCUGAGAGCGUGCGCCAGGAGGCCCGGCUUUUCGCCAUGCUGGCACACCCCAACAUCAUUGCCCUCAAGGCCGUGUGCCUAGAGGAGCCCAACCUGUGCUUGGUGAUGGAGUAUGCGGCCGGUGGGCCCCUCAGCCGUGCCCUGGCUGGGCGACGUGUGCCCCCGCAUGUUCUGGUCAACUGGGCUGUGCAAAUUGCCCGCGGGAUGCACUACCUGCACUGUGAGGCCCUGGUGCCCGUCAUCCACCGAGACCUCAAGUCCAACAACAUUCUGCUGCUGCAGCCCAUUGAAGGUGAUGACAUGGACCACAAGACCCUGAAGAUCACUGACUUCGGACUGGCCCGAGAGUGGCACAAAACCACACAAAUGAGUGCUGCGGGCACCUAUGCCUGGAUGGCCCCUGAGGUUAUCAAGGCCUCCACUUUCUCUAAGGGCAGCGAUGUCUGGAGUUUUGGGGUGCUGCUGUGGGAGUUGCUGACUGGGGAGGUGCCCUACCGUGGUAUCGACUGCCUUGCUGUAGCCUACGGAGUAGCUGUCAACAAGCUCACACUGCCCAUCCCUUCCACCUGCCCUGAGCCCUUCGCACAGCUCAUGGCAGACUGCUGGGCGCAGGACCCCCACCGCAGGCCCGACUUUGCCUCCAUCCUGCAGCAGCUGGAGGCGCUAGAGGCGCAGGUCCUGCGGGAAAUGCCGCGGGACUCCUUCCAUUCCAUGCAGGAAGGCUGGAAGCGUGAGAUCCAAGGCCUUUUCGACGAACUGCGGGCCAAGGAAAAGGAACUUCUGAGCCGCGAGGAGGAGCUGACCCGCGCGGCGCGUGAGCAGCGGUCACAGGCAGAGCAGCUACGGCGGCGCGAGCACCUGCUGGCUCAGUGGGAGCUGGAGGUGUUCGAGCGCGAGCUGACGCUGCUGCUGCAGCAGGUGGACCGGGAGCGGCCGCACGUGCGCCGCCGCCGCGGCACCUUCAAGCGCAGCAAGCUCCGCGCGCGAGACGGCGGCGAGCGCAUCAGCAUGCCCCUCGACUUCAAACACCGCAUCACCGUGCAGGCCUCACCCGGCCUGGACCGGAGGAGAAACGUCUUCGAGGUUGGGGCUGGGGACUCGCCCACCUUCCCCCGGUUCCGGGCCAUCCAGUUGGAGCCUGCUGAACCAGGCCAGGCAUGGGGCCGCCAGUCCCCUAGACGUCUGGAGGACUCCAGCAAUGGAGAGCGGCGAGCAUGCUGGGCCUGGGGCCCCAGUUCCCCCAAGCCUGGGGAAGCUCAGAAUGGGAGGAGAAGGUCCCGCUUGGACGAAGCCACGUGGUACCUGGAUUCAGAUGACUCAUCCUCCUUGGGAUCUCCUUCUACACCCCCAAUGCUCAAUGGUAACCCCCCGCGGCCGAGCCCGGAGCCCGAGGAGCCUCGGCGCCCAGGCCCCGCGGAGCGCGGUAGCGGCUCCGGGACGCCCAAGCUGAUCCAGCGCGCGCUGCUGCGCGGCACAGCCCUGCUCGCCUCCCUGGGCCUGGGCCGCGACCUGCAGCCGCCGUCGCCGUCGCCGGGCGGCCCGGGCCGCGAGCGUGGGGAGCCCUCGCCAAUACCCCGCGCGCUGCUGCCUACACCGUCAGCCGCCGAGCCACCCCCCUCCCAGCUCAUCCGCUUCUCCCCGAAGAGGCCCGACGCCCCCGCCUCCCCGCUGAGCCCGGACGCCCCCGGCCCGCCCACCCCUGCGCCCCUGCUGCUGGAACUCGGAGUCCCUGUGGGCCAGCUGUCAGCCAAGAGCCCCCGGCGCGAGGAGGAGAGGCGCGGAAGUGCUGUCUCGCCGCCGCCAGGGAUAUCACGCUCUGCUCCUGGCACCCCAGGCACCCCACGCUCACCGCCCCUGGGCCUCAUCAGCCGACCUCGACCCUCACCCCUUCGCAGCCGCAUCGACCCGUGGAGCUUCGUGUCAGCCGGGCCACGGCCUUCGCCUUUGUCCUCGCCACAGCCUGCGCCCCGCCGGGCACCCUGGACCUUGUUCCCAGACUCGGACCCCUUCUGGGACUCUCCACCUGCCAACCCCUUCCGGGGGGGCCCUCAGGACUGCAGGGCACAGACCAAAGACAUAGGUGCCCAGGCCCCGUGGGCGCCAGAGGCAGGGCCCUGAGUGGGCGGGGCCGCUCCCCCACGCUCCAGCUGCCCUACAGGAGCCACAGUAUACACUGGAACAGGAGCCGGGCGAGCCUCUGUAGCUGCCUUGGUUUCCCCCAGGGACCCCACCCCCUUUGGGGGUCGGGAACACUACACUGCACAGGAAGCCUUCACACUGGAGGGGGGGAGCCUGCACCCCCCCCACACCUGCAACCUGUGGGUCCCCCGACUUACCUGCCCCGUUGGGGCCCAACACUGUACCCAGCUGGUUGGGAGGACCAGAGCCUGUCUCAGGGAAUUGCCCCCAGGGGUGGUGCAGGAAGGAGGGGAAGUACAGGGGAGAGGGGCUGGCCUCGGCUGUCACCAGCACUCUUGACCAAGCCCUGCUACUGUGGCCCCCGCUCCAGGGCUUAGUGCCCGGAUGCCCCCACCCCUGCCCUGGGGGUCCUCUGGGGCCAGGACUCUCUGGGUGCCCUCCUGCCGCCCCGGCCAGGGUUGGGGCCUCGGCCUCAGGAUCCUAUGAAGCCAAAUAAACUCCCCAAGCUGUC
This is a messenger RNA of Neofelis nebulosa (Clouded leopard), 4378 nucleotides long. It is a transcript of the gene MAP3K11, whose product is annotated as mitogen-activated protein kinase kinase kinase 11. NCBI's taxonomy places the organism in Eukaryota, Metazoa, Chordata, Mammalia, Carnivora, Felidae. Gene Ontology annotation, cellular component: centrosome. Bases 1255 to 3846 code for a protein of 863 amino acids. Gene Ontology annotation, biological process: positive regulation of apoptotic process; microtubule-based process; protein phosphorylation. The record is from RefSeq and is a predicted model, not a curated record. The transcript is spliced from 11 exons. Gene Ontology annotation, molecular function: protein binding; JUN kinase kinase kinase activity; ATP binding.